Molecule: messenger RNA, 642 nt
Organism: Ctenocephalides felis (cat flea)
Lineage: Eukaryota; Metazoa; Arthropoda; Insecta; Siphonaptera; Pulicidae
Product: zinc finger BED domain-containing protein 5-like
Exons: 2
Coding region: 1-642 (213 amino acids)
Source: RefSeq, a predicted model, not a curated record
AUGUUUGGUGAAUCAUAUGCUGAUCAAAUUAAAAGCAUUACGCUGGCAGAUAAUACGGUGGCAAGACGAAUAUCAGAUAUAUCUGAUGAUCUUUGCGAUCAGUUGAUAGAAAAAAUUAAAUUAUCUUCUUUCGCGUUGCAAGUAGAUGAGGAUACCGAUGUUGCUAAGGAUGCACACUUAAUAACAUAUAUAAGAUAUGUUAUCGAAAAUGAUAUUAGAGAAGAGUUGUUAUUCUGUUGUUGUUAUUCUGUAAGGGCAAUUGAAGGCAAAGCUACGGCGAGUGAAGUUUUUAACAUGAUUGAUAACUUUUUUAUUGCAAAUGGUAUUUUAUGGGAGAACUGUGUUGGACUGUGCACUGAUGGAGCUCCAUCUAUGGCAGGAAAAAAUGCUGGUCUGCAGGCCCCAGUUCGAAAAGUGGCUCCUCGUGCAGUUUGGACGCAUUGUAUGAUUUAUAGGCAAUCUUUUGUUGCAAGAAAUAUGGGUGAAGAAUUACUUGAAGAUUGGUUACAAGUAAAAGAUUUUCCAACUUUGACAAAUAAAGCUUUAGAAAUUUUAUUACCAUUUGUGACAUCCUGCUUAUGUGAAACUGGUUUUUCUGCAGUAGCAGUAUUAAAAACAAAAGUACCGAUAUCGUUCGUUUAG